Sparassis crispa is the source of this 885-nucleotide messenger RNA. RefSeq lists its product as hypothetical. The record is from RefSeq and is a predicted model, not a curated record. The transcript is spliced from 5 exons. The coding region runs from base 1 to 885 and encodes 294 amino acids. Lineage: Eukaryota; Fungi; Basidiomycota; Agaricomycetes; Polyporales; Sparassidaceae.
AUGAAGUCUUUUGGUAUCCUCCUUGCCCUCGUUAGCGCGGCGAUUGUUCUCGCUGCUCCGACGCCUACCGACACGAACAUUCUGCAGUUCGCACUGUCGCUCGAGCUGCUGGAGAACAACUUCUAUUCCACCGGGUUGGGCCAAUUCGACGACCAGGCAUUUGCGGAAGCCGGGUUCCCAGCGUGGGUGCGCGGCCGCUUCGAGCAGAUCGGGGAGCAUGAGGCGGAGCAUGUGAGCUUCUUGCAGGCCGCGCUCGGAUCUGCCGCUCCUCAGCCCUGCACUUACAACUUCCCCUACACGGAUCCGAAGUCCUUCGCUGCGCUUGCGAUGGCGCUCGAAGGUGUCGGCGCGUCUGCAUACCUUGGCGCGGCUCAGUAUAUCUCCGACAAGAACACGCUGACUGCGGCUGGGUCCAUAUUGGCUGUAGAGUCGCGACACGCUGGAUGGAUAUCCUCCGCGGUGCUGAAACUCCAGCCAUGGGAUGGCUCUUUCGAGACGCCGCUGGGAUUGAGCGGUGCCUUCUCGCUUGCCUCGGAAUUCAUCGUCAGCUGCCCAUCGACGAACCCCCCGCUUCCCAUCUCGACCUUCCCAGCCCUCACUGUCUCCACGAUGACACCAAGCGCCGGGUACAUUAUCGGUCUUACGUUCAGCAAUCCCACCGGCGCAUCGCCCACGUACCUCGCGUGGAUGACAGGCCUCGACGUCGUCUUCACGAACAUCGAUGGGAGUGGCGUGACGACCGUCCCCUCUGGACUCUUCGGCACCGUCUACGUCGGUGUGGUCUCCAGCAACCAGCUGCCGCUCAGUGACGCUUCAAUGGUGACGGGACUAGCGAUCGUCGAGUUCCCAUUUAACUCUACCAUGGGGCGCAUCACGGCUCCGUAG